GGCUCCUCCCCUUGUCCGCCCCAGUCCCGCGGUAGCCGGGUGUCCUCGCGCCCCCUCCGCGCGCUGCCUGGCAGUUUGCCUCUUCCUCAUCCGUCCUCCAGCUUGCGCCCAUGGCCACCGCCGCGACCGAGGAGCCCUUCCCUUUCCACGGUCUUCUACCAAAGAAAGAGACCGGGGCGUCCUCCUUCCUGUGCCGCUACCCGGAGUAUGAUGGGCGCGGGGUGCUCAUCGCCGUUCUGGACACAGGGGUCGAUCCCGGAGCCCCCGGCAUGCAGGUGAGGCGGCGCCAAGGGCCCGUAGCCGAGAGGCCCGAGCCUGGACCAAGGGGGAGACCGGACGGGCUGGGUUGGGCCGGACAGCUCUGGGCGACCACCGGGGCCGUUCCCUCUUCACACAAAAGUGGCGUGGUCAGCGUAGCUCUUCGCGAUCGGGGGGCCACGGGGAAGCUUUGCCGGUCUGCCUGGGCGUUCCAGGCUCCACACCUCUUCAAGGUCCGCACCCGACCUCGGCAAGGGGAAAUUUUACAGUUUUUAGUUUAUGGGGGCGCCACCGAUAGGAGUAGCAGCCUGGAAGAUCUCCUUGGGUCCUUGAAAUCCCCUGGCUUAGUCUUUUUUACAAAAGGCCCGACUAAUUUGUUUCGGGCGAACUUUUCAGGCCGUACGAAAAUAGGCGUUUUAAACGCGUCUAAGCUGAACAAUUUGUUGUACCUACAGAUUCCUGCAAACUGGACAAACCCUUCAGGAAAAUAUCAUAUUGGCAUUAAAAAUGGUUACGACUUCUACCCAAAGGCUCUCAAGGAAAGGAUACAGAAAGAACGGAAGGAAAAAAUCUGGGAUCCAAUUCACAGAGUUGCACUUGCAGAAGCUUGUAGAAAACAAGAAGAAUUUGAUAUUGCCAACAAUGGCUCUUCCCAAGCCAAUAAACUAAUCAAGGAAGAGUUGCAAAGUCAAGUGGAAUUACUUAAUUCUUUUGAGAAAAAGUAUAGUGAUCCAGGCCCUGUAUAUGACUGCUUGGUGUGGCAUGAUGGUGAGACGUGGAGAGCCUGUAUUGAUUCGAAUGAAAAUGGGGACUUGAGUAAAUCUGCUGUAUUGAGAAACUACAAAGAGGCCCAAGAAUACAGUUCUUUUGGCACAGCUGAGAUGCUGAAUUACUCUGUUAAUAUUUAUGAUGAUGGAAACCUGCUCUCUAUUGUGACCAGUGGAGGAGCUCAUGGAACCCAUGUAGCAAGUAUAGCUGCAGGGCAUUUUCCAGAAGAGCCUGAACGGAAUGGAGUCGCUCCUGGUGCUCAAAUUCUAUCCAUUAAGAUUGGUGAUACAAGGCUAAGCACCAUGGAAACAGGCACAGGCCUCAUCAGAGCUAUGAUAGAAGUUAUAAAUCAUAAGUGUGAUCUUGUCAACUACAGUUAUGGAGAAGCAACUCAUUGGCCAAAUUCUGGGAGAAUUUGUGAAGUAAUUAAUGAAGCAGUUUGGAAACAUAAUACAAUUUAUGUUUCAAGUGCUGGAAAUAAUGGUCCAUGCCUUUCUACAGUGGGUUGUCCAGGAGGAACUACAUCUAGUGUGAUAGGUGUUGGAGCUUAUGUUUCUCCUGAUAUGAUGGUUGCAGAGUAUUCACUGAGAGAGAAACUACCUGCAAAUCAAUAUACAUGGUCAUCUAGAGGACCAAGUGCUGAUGGGGCCCUUGGUGUGAGCAUCAGUGCACCAGGAGGUGCCAUUGCUUCUGUGCCUAACUGGACAUUGAGGGGGACUCAGCUAAUGAAUGGCACAUCAAUGUCUUCCCCCAAUGCCUGUGGUGGCAUUGCCCUGGUACUUUCAGGGCUGAAAGCAAAUAAUGUUGACUAUACUGUUCACUCAGUCAGAAGAGCUCUAGAAAAUACUGCAAUAAAAGCUGACAAUAUAGAAGUAUUUGCCCAAGGACAUGGAAUUAUUCAGGUUGACAAAGCUUAUGACUACCUCAUUCAAAAUACAUCAUUUGCUAACAGAUUAGGUUUUACAGUUACUGUUGGAAAUAACCGUGGUAUCUACCUCCGAGAUCCUGUUCAGGUGGCUGCUCCUUCAGAUCACGGUGUUGGCAUUGAGCCUGUAUUUCCAGAGAACACGGAAAACUCUGAAAAAAUAUCCUUUCAGCUUCAUUUAGCUUUAACUUCAAAUUCAUCUUGGGUUCAGUGUCCCAGCCAUUUGGAACUCAUGAAUCAGUGUCGGCACAUAAACAUACGUGUGGACCCCAGGGGUUUAAGAGAAGGGUUACAUUAUACAGAGGUAUGUGGCUAUGAUAUAGCAUCCCCCAAUGCAGGUCCUCUGUUCAGAGUUCCAAUCACUGCAGUUAUAGCAGCAAAAGUAAAUGAGUCAUCACAUUAUGAUCUAGCCUUUACAGAUGUACAUUUUAAACCUGGUCAAAUUCGAAGACAUUUUGUUGAGGUUCCUGAGGGGGCAACCUGGGCCGAAGUUACCGUGUGCUCAUGUUCUUCUGAGGUAUCGGCCAAAUUUGUUCUUCAUGCUGUACAGCUUGUAAAGCAGAGAGCAUAUCGAAGUCAUGAAUUUUAUAAGUUUUGUUCCCUUCCAGAAAAAGGAACACUUAUUGAAGCUUUUCCUGUUUUGGGUGGGAAAGCAAUUGAAUUUUGUAUUGCUCGUUGGUGGGCAAGUCUCAGUGAUGUCAAUAUUGACUAUACCAUAUCAUUCCAUGGUAUAGUGUGCACUGCACCACAGUUAAACAUUCAUGCAUCUGAAGGAAUCAAUCGUUUUGAUGUUCAGUCCUCUUUAAAGUAUGAAGAUCUGGCUCCUUGUAUAACUUUGAAGAGCUGGGUGCAAACACUACGCCCAGUAAAUGCGAAAACCAGACCUUUAGGAUCAAGAGAUGUUUUGCCAAAUAAUCGCCAGCUUUAUGAGAUGGUCCUGACAUACAGCUUUCAUCAGCCCAAGAGUGGAGAAGUAACACCUAGUUGUCCACUCCUUUGUGAAUUGUUAUAUGAGUCAGAAUUUGACAGCCAGCUGUGGAUUAUUUUUGACCAGAACAAAAGACAGAUGGGCUCAGGAGAUGCCUAUCCACAUCAGUAUUCUUUGAAACUGGAGAAAGGAGAUUAUACAAUUCGAUUACAGAUUCGUCAUGAGCAAAUCAGUGAUUUGGAUCGUCUCAAAGAUCUUCCAUUUAUUGUUUCGCAUAGGUUGUCUAAUACCUUGAGCUUAGAUAUUCAUGAAAAUCAUAGUCUUGCACUUCUAGGAAAGAAGAAAUCAAGCAGCUUAACAUUACCACCCAAAUAUAAUCAGCCGUUCUUUGUUACUUCCUUACCUGAUGAUAAAAUACCUAAGGGGGCAGGACCCGGAUGCUACCUUGCAGGCUCCUUGACAUUGUCAAAGACUGAGCUUGGAAAGAAAGCUGGGCAGUCUGCAGCAAAACGACAAGGAAAAUUUAAAAAGGAUGUGAUCCCUGUUCAUUACUAUCUCAUACCUCCACCAACAAAGACUAAGAAUGGCAGUAAAGAUAAAGAGAAGGAUUCAGAGAAAGAGAAAGAUUUGAAAGAAGAGUUUACUGAAGCGUUACGAGAUCUUAAAAUUCAGUGGAUGACCAAGCUGGAUUCUACUGACAUUUACAAUGAAUUGAAAGAGACAUAUCCUGCUUACCUUCCGCUGUAUGUUGCACGUCUUCAUCAGUUGGAUGCUGAAAAGGAACGAAUGAAAAGACUUAAUGAAAUCGUUGAUGCUGCCAAUGCUGUUAUUUCUCACAUCGAUCAAACCGCUCUUGCAGUUUACAUUGCAAUGAAGACUGACCCCAGGCCUGAUGCAGCUACUAUAAAAAAUGAUAUGGACAAGCAGAAAUCCACCCUGGUAGAUGCCCUCUGCAGGAAAGGAUGUGCCCUGGCAGAUCACCUUCUUCAUACACAGCCUCAUGAUGGGGCAGCUGCUGGAGAUGCAGAAGCAAAGGAAGAGGAAGGGGAAAGCACCAUGGAAUCUCUAUCGGAAACCUAUUGGGAAACUACCAAGUGGACAGAUCUUUUUGACACUAAGGUUUUGAUAUUUGCAUACAAGCAUGCAUUAGUAAAUAAGAUGUAUGGGAGAGGCCUUAAGUUUGCAACCAAACUUGUAGAAGAAAAACCAACAAAAGAAAACUGGAAAAAUUGUAUUCAACUGAUGAAAUUACUUGGAUGGACCCAUUGUGCAUCUUUUACUGAAAACUGGCUCCCCAUCAUGUAUCCUCCUGAUUUUUGUGUAUUCUAAAAUAAGAAACAAAACUUUAAAUUUCGAAACAGAAAAUUUUAUAGUGAAUGGAUAUAUGAACAAAUGUGUGGCAUUUUUAGUCUGACUAAUGCAUGUUUUCAUCCACCAUCCAAUACUGAUCAUUAAAACUAUAUGUAUUUAUCAGAGAA
This is a messenger RNA of Mastomys coucha (southern multimammate mouse), 4357 nucleotides long. It is a transcript of the gene Tpp2, whose product is annotated as tripeptidyl peptidase 2. Gene Ontology annotation, cellular component: cytosol. Gene Ontology annotation, molecular function: serine-type endopeptidase activity; tripeptidyl-peptidase activity. The transcript is spliced from 30 exons. NCBI's taxonomy places the organism in Eukaryota, Metazoa, Chordata, Mammalia, Rodentia, Muridae. The record is from RefSeq and is a predicted model, not a curated record. Gene Ontology annotation, biological process: proteolysis. The coding region runs from base 111 to 4208 and encodes 1365 amino acids.